Cladocopium goreaui is the source of this 801-nucleotide messenger RNA. The record is from the annotation of a GenBank genome assembly. NCBI's taxonomy places the organism in Eukaryota, Dinophyceae, Suessiales, Symbiodiniaceae.
AUGGGCAACUUGGAGCUCUUGAAGGGCACAGCGGCGGUGAGUUUGCUGAUCAUCGCCAUUCUGGGUGGCUUCCUGCCAUUGCACCUGCAUCAUGCACGGGUGAACCAGGAGACGCUGCGGCGCUGCAAUGGCAUGGCGGGUGGCGUUCUUUUGGCUGCAGCCUUGGUGCACCUCUUGCCGGAUGCUCAAGAGGCCUUACAUGCCGCAUCCGUGCGGCUGAAGGAACUCUUCACCACCACGGAGGAGCCCUUUCCUACAGCCAGUAUGCUAUCGGGGAUCAUGUUUUUAGUCCUGAUGAUGAUUGAGGCGCAAGUCCAAAACAUGUCGGCGUCGAGUCUAGAAGAGGCAGAUCACGGCCACUACUGCGGGGCAGAUCAUGGGCAUUUCUGUGGCGCCGACGCCAUGAAAGACGCCUUGUCCAAUCUCAAGGCGACGCGGCCCUUGCUGAAAUCAGACCUAGAAGCAGAGCAGACGGUGGGAAUCAGCAUCGGCGUGCUGAAUCGGACGACCACCUUCGUUAGUAUCUUCCUGGCAGUGGGAGCGCACAAAGGCCUGGCCGGUUUCGCCAUGGGCACCAAACUCAUGCAGUCAACCGAAAGGAGGGAGUUCUGGAUCAGCAUCCUGAUGUUUGGCCUGUGCACUCCCUUAGGAAUUUUGCUGGGCUCGUCGGUGCUGGGCAGCGUCACGGGGACAGGUGUUGGUUGCUGUUUGGCCUUGGCGGCCGGGACGUUUCUCUACAUUGCGAUCCCCGAGCUGCUUCUUCCUGCUGUUCAAAGCUCCAGAGACUGGAGGAGUGGAUAG